CUUUUCUGCUUUUCUACCCCCGAAAAAGCAAAGCACAGCAUAAAACUGUGCGCUCGUACGCGCGUUACUGUGUGUGUGUGUGUGAGUGUUAGUGUGGGAAGGCCAGGGGAGAAGGAAAGGGAAGAGGAGGCGAAGAAAAGAAAACCAACCCCAACCAGCGGCGGCGGAGAACAGGAAAACAACAACAGAAAGCACACACCACCAACCGUCACCACCCACUACUCUUCGUCAUCGCUUUUCGCAUUGUGCAGAAAAUAAUUACAAAAAAUUAAAGAAAAUAAAAUAAAAUAAAACCGAUCGAGUAAAGUGCUUUAACCGAUUCUAAGGAUUAUCUUUGUUAAACAAAAAACGGGCCCCUCGAGGCCCUAACAAAAUUCGUAUCCCCCCGCCGAUCAACCCCCCAGAUCCUGUGACAUGAUGAACUUCUCCGCGUUCGGCGGCCCCUUCUCCGGCAUCCAUCAGUUUGCCGCUAAAUUCGACGCCCAGACGCCCGGCGCCUUCGGCACGCCCCCCGCGGCCGCCGCGAAUGCAGCAGCCGCUGCGGCAGCGGCCGGCACCGAUAACCAUGUGCAGCGCUAUCAGACCAAUGGCAAUCACUUUAAUCAGAAUGUGCCCAACGUUUCGGCUGCCAACAACAUGCAAUAUGGCCAGAAUAUAUCCAUACCGUACUCACAGCCGCAGGGUGAUCUGAACUUUCUCAAUGCAGCCGCUGCGGCCGAUCAUAAGGGUAAAAUCCAUCCAAAAAUCGAACGUGACCGGGAAGAAGUCCUCAACCAGCAGAUCCUGCAGAAUGUCAACCAAUCCUGGCAAACGUUGGCCAAUACGGCCAACACGGUGGACUACUCGUCGCACCUGCUCUCCGCCACACUGCCCAUCUCCAUCCAGCACUUCCUCAAGUACUCGGAGACGAUCAAGAAGGAGUCCACCGGCGAUGUCCUGAAGAAUGGCACCAAUUUGGCCAGUCUGGCGCUGGGGGGCGUGGCCCUGACGCCCAGCAACAAUGGAGCAAACGGUGGCCAUCACAACGGACUGGUGGGCAUGGACCAUGGCGGUCACAUGACCAACAUGACGGACGCCAACGGAGCGGCGCUGACGAAUGGCGGGGCCACCAAUGGCGUCAAUGGCAAUGCCAAUGGAACGGUGACCAAUGGAGGGGCCGGCGCAGUUUCCAGCACCGGUUCCGUGGGCACCACGAACGCCAGCGGCGGCACGGGCACGGCCACCGGGAAGAAGACCAAAAAGAAGAAACCACCAAAGGAGAAGAAGCCGCGUCCCAAGCCGGGCGAGAUCCGCGAGACGAAGGCGCUGGACGGCUCGACGCUCUACUGCUGCCCGGAGUGCCAGAUGGCCUAUCCGGAUCGCAGCCUCAUCGAGCAGCAUGUCAUCUCGCACGCCGUCGAGCGGCGCUUCGUCUGCGACAUCUGCAAUGCGGCGCUGAAGCGCAAGGACCACCUGACCAGGCACAAGCUAUCCCACAUACCGGACAGGCCGCAUGUGUGCAAUAUCUGCAUGAAGUCCUUCAAGCGCAAGGAGCAGCUCACUCUGCACAUUGUCAUCCAUUCCGGCGAGAAGAAGCAUGUAUGCAUUGAGUGUGGAAAAGGUUUCUAUCGCAAGGAUCACUUGCGCAAGCACACGCGGUCGCACAUCGCCCGACGGGUCAAGUCGGAGGUGUCCGCGCAGAACGUGAACGGAUCCUCCGGCGGAGGAGGUGGUGGCGGCGGUGGAGGCGGCAACAGUGCGCAGAGCAACGCGCUGCACGGCUCCUGAGGAUCGUACAAGGACUUCUGGUAAACUCCCAGACGAAUUUCAAGCCAUAAGGGGCGGCCUGGCUGCUGGCGGCGGUUUAGUCAGUUGAUGAGAUCCAUAUACCAUAUAAGGAUCUAAUCUAACCAACUGACUGCCGUCGGGAGCAGCCGAGCUGCCUUUGAAAUUCGCUGGGGGCUUACCGGGGGUCCUGCUGAGCGUCACCCAACUCCAAUUACAAUAACCCUCAAAUAAACACAAGUUAUACUUACUGGAUGCAAGUAUUAGUACGAUUUUGUUCACGACACUUUCAGUUCUUUAGCUUUAGUUCUUUCAGUUGAGAUUUUCGCACAAAACAGAGAAAAAACAAAAACAAAACAAAACGGUCGAGCAAAGUAUAGCAAUCGAAAUGUACAAAUCAGCAGAAUGACAGAUUUAAAUUCGAGUUUAGUAUGCGCAUAUGUUAAGGGAAAGAUAACGCCGCUUCAAUUGUCGCAUUCGUUUCUUUUUGGGGAUCUGUGAUCUGUAGUCGCUGCAUAAACAAGAGAAGAAAUGAAGAAAAACUGAGACGAUGAGGCGAUCGAAAGCUGUUCUAAGAAUAAGUUAAUAUGUCUGCAACCGAUUUACUAUAUAUGUGCAAUUUAUAAUCCUUUUGAUUUGCCUUUUUGUUGCCCUCGCGGCGCUUUUGUUUGUUCACUACAUUAAAUGGUAAACGUGUGUUUCGUAGAUUCUUAUUGAAUUGUGCACAUUUUUAAGGAAGUAAGAAGGCUCUACAAGCGAAAUUUGUACUUCUAGUCUUGUAUUUUAUUUUACCGAUAGGCAUAUAGAGGGAAACCCCAAUCGAGGUCAUGUAAUCUUAAGCUUUUAAAACUUGAAUGUUCAAAGGAAAAGGAAAACCUUCGACGCAGAGUCACUCACACCAAACACUAGACAGAAAACUUGCAUCUUGGCAAAGGCCCAAAUGCCCAACUUCCAGCCAACAUCGUCAUUGCUUGCAACUGCAAUAUCCAAAACAGUACACCUAUAUCCAGCUUACCAAUCAAUACCAAUACCGAUAAAUGAUAAUUGAUAACCACAAAUAGCGUUAAGAGCCACUUAUACAGCAGCAAUAGCCAUAGGAUCGCAGAUAGCACGAAAAAAAAAGAAAAGAAUCGCUAAACAUUAACAAACAGAUGCAACAGCAACAAUAACCGGAAAGCAAACACAACUGUAUAAAAGGAUAUUUUUAUAUAUAUAAAUACAAAAGAGAGAGCAUAUGAAAACCGAAUAGGAAUAAAGGCAUAAAACAAUAAC
Molecule: messenger RNA, 3036 nt
Organism: Drosophila takahashii
Lineage: Eukaryota; Metazoa; Arthropoda; Insecta; Diptera; Drosophilidae
Gene: l(3)neo38
Product: lethal (3) neo38
Biological process (GO): regulation of DNA-templated transcription
Molecular function (GO): RNA polymerase II cis-regulatory region sequence-specific DNA binding; DNA-binding transcription factor activity, RNA polymerase II-specific
Source: RefSeq, a predicted model, not a curated record